Messenger RNA from Adineta ricciae, 1101 nucleotides. Lineage: Eukaryota; Metazoa; Rotifera; Eurotatoria; Adinetida; Adinetidae. The record is from the annotation of a GenBank genome assembly.
AUGUCGAAACGAUCAUCAAACUUCGCUUGUUUCUUCGAUGUUGAUGGUGUUAUCACCAAAGGUCCAGGUGCAAUUCCUGCCGCUAAGCUCGCUUUGCAAAAACUGCAUAAACUCAACGUGCCGUAUAUAUUUGUCUCCAACACAUGUAUGCUAGAAUCAGAAAAGGCCGAUCAAUUAGCAAAAAUGCUCGAAGUACCUGUUCCCUCUGAUCAAGUCGUUUUAGCCCAUACACCGAUGCGAUGUCUAACGGAAUAUCAUUACAAACAUGUUUUAGUAUGUGGACAAGGUGAUGUUGAAGAAAUAGCACGAAUAGUUGGAUUUAAAGAUGUAACCACCAUCGAUAAAUUAUGUGCAGAUUUUCCGGAAUUAGAUAUGGUUGAUCAUACCCAUCGAACUGAACUGAGUGAAUUAAUAAAGACCCAUGGUCUUGUUCAUGGAAAAGAUUUCCGACCGAUUGAAGCUGUUGUACUUCUCGGCGAACCCAUUCAUUGGGAAACAUCAUUGCAAAUUAUAACAGAUAUCUUAUUAACUCAUGGAAAUCCAAACGUAACUCCUCAUUCAUUAAAUGUUGGUACACAUAUACCAGUCAUUGCAUGUAACAAAGAUUUAGUAUUCAAAGCUGUUGCUGACCUACCACGAUUCGGUCAUGGUGCAUUUCUAACAUGCCUUGAGGCAUUAUAUAAGAAACUCAGUGGAAAUGAUCUGAUGUAUACCGCAUUGGUCGGUAAACCUUAUGAAAUCUCUUUUCAGUACGCAGAAAUGAUGGCGAAUAAAGUGGCACGUAGUAAGGGCCAAUCCAAAAUCGAGCGGAUGUAUUUCGUUGGAGAUAAUCCUGAAGUUGACAUUGUCGGUGCCAAUGUUUAUAACGCCUUACUUCAAAAGACGGCCAGUUCAAAUGGAAGUUUCACGGGUUGCGGACUUCUAUCUCAUCCACGCUUAUUGAGUGCAAAAACGUGUGAAUCGAUUUUAGUUUGUACUGGAGUAUAUGACCCUGAAGUUCACGAACUAAACCCUAAACAACCUUGGGCUAUGCCAACAACAAUUCAGUUCGAUGCAUUAAAAGCUGUAGAAUAUGUUUUAAAAAAAGAAAAUAUUGUAUAA